This is a messenger RNA of Solanum verrucosum, 1146 nucleotides long. Its product is annotated as disease resistance protein RUN1-like. Lineage: Eukaryota; Viridiplantae; Streptophyta; Magnoliopsida; Solanales; Solanaceae. Gene Ontology annotation, biological process: defense response. The record is from RefSeq and is a predicted model, not a curated record. The transcript is spliced from 3 exons. Bases 1 to 1146 code for a protein of 381 amino acids.
AUGAAGCUCAACAAAAAAAUUUCUUGUGAUGCUUUUAACAAUCUUUCUCCACCACAAGAAUAUGUUGAGUUGGCACAAGACAUAAUAAGAUAUUCAGGUGGGCUACCAUUAGCUCUUGUGACAUUGGGGUCACAUUUGCAAGGGAGAUCUAGUGUUUUCCUUCAUAUCGCUUGCACCUUUAAUGGAUGUUAUGCGGAUGAAGUUACCAAAAUAUUAAAUGCGUGUGGAUUUUAUUCUGAAAGUGCAAUUUCAACGUUAGUCCAAAGGAACUUGCUCCAAAGGGAUUGGCCUUAUUUGGUGAUGCAUGAUCUUGUGCGGGAUAUGGGAAGAGAAAUCGUUCGCAGGGAAUCAACUCGAGACUUCGGAAAACGAAGUAGAUUGUUCAACCCGCAAGAAGGUUUCAAAAAAGUAGAAGUACUGGUGGUAGAACAACGGGCAUUAAAGGGUAUGAAGUUGAGUACCAAAGCAUUUCAGAAAAUGAUAAAACUUAGGGUGCUUAAAAUCGAUAACUUACAUAUUAGUGGAGAUGUUGAGCUGUUGUCCAAGGAGCUCAGAUGGUUGUCUUGGAAAGGAUGUCCUUUGAAAUGUGUACCAUCAAAUUUUCCAGCUGAGAAACUUGUAGUUCUGAAUAUGAGAGGGAGCAAUAUCCAAGAAUUUGGUUUGAAUUUGCAGGUUUGUUACUCAAUUCUGCAAUUUCAUGUGUACUGUUAUAUUGCAAUUUCAUGGUUUGAUGAUUGCAAGCGCCUCAGAAGUACUCCAAACUUCAAGGGUUCACAAAGUCUCGAGACUUUGUGGCUUCAGAAUUGCUCAAGUCUAAAGGAGAUUCAUCCAUCAAUAGGAAAUUUGGACAGACUAAUUUGUCUGAUGAAGCAGUCGUUACGAAUUAAUCUUGAAUGCAAUGAGAUUCCGGAUUGGUGCAGCAAUAAAGUAACAGCUCCAUCUAUUUGUUUGACUAUGCCCACGGUACAUAAUAAGGAGUAUAAGUUCUCAGGAAUGGUUCUCUGGUUUGUUUACCCCUUAUGCGAUGUAAUCCUUCUUCAACACUUCAUUGUUACUGUUGCCUAUAUCUGCCUUCAGCUUUUCCGUGGACUUUGCCUACUGUUGCCUAUAUCUGCCUUCAGCUUUUCCGUGGACUUUGCCUUUUGA